Molecule: messenger RNA, 3133 nt
Organism: Ictalurus punctatus (channel catfish)
Lineage: Eukaryota; Metazoa; Chordata; Actinopteri; Siluriformes; Ictaluridae
Gene: rnf26
Product: ring finger protein 26
Exons: 1
Coding region: 639-1961 (440 amino acids)
Biological process (GO): ubiquitin-dependent protein catabolic process; protein ubiquitination
Molecular function (GO): ubiquitin protein ligase activity
Source: RefSeq, a predicted model, not a curated record
UAUUAUCGCAGACUUGGUGCGUGUUAACGCUGCAAAAACAACAUGGCGGUUUGUAAUAGCAGGCAGCUAAUGGCUAAGUGAAAACGAAACAGUCUGGAUCUAUCUACAAAGUAUAUUGUAGUUCCGAGGCUUGGUUUGAUUAGAUAAAGAAAAGAAAAGGCGUUUCUUGCUUACUGUAGAGUGCACUGGAAACAAGGCAGCAGUAAGGAGCCUUCACGCUUUGGACUUCACGCUGGCUAACGUGUGAGCAAUGUAUGCCUGUUCAAAUGUAAACAUCCGGCUGCUGCUCCGCGCAUGUAUGUGUCGUGUAAAGCAGCUUGUUUUCAAUUUUAAAUCUCUACCGCCACCUGAUUAAUCAGUAGUUAUCGGUGUAAGCCUGGUUUGCUUGGAUUAUAUUGUCCGGAGAUAUUUUAUAUAACACGUUGGGUUUAAGUUCCAGAGAUAACCCAGUCUGGAAGUUUGCUGUUGCUAGUUAGUCUGGAUUUGUAUCUGACCUUUGGCUUCGUGCAAGCUGCCACACUUCUGAUCAAUAUGUUCAUACAGUGGAGAUUAAAAUGUGGAGCAGAAAUGUUCAAGGAUGAUUUCCAAGUGAUUUUACUCGAGUGAAGUGAACUGACUGCAGUUAUCAUCAUCCUACUAUGGGUUUGCUUCACUUUGUCUUCAGCGCUCUUGGAAAGUGCAUUGACCUCAUAAGCCUGCUUUUGGACAUAAAUUUCAUGAUUGUCAACUCACUAGUCCGGUUGUUUGCAGCGCUCAUGCACCUGAUCAGCAGUUUACCCAUGCUGCUCAAUAGUGCCCUGUUGGAGUGUGUGGAUCUCUCUCUGUUCUACAUGAUCACCAUGAUGGAUGGCAUGACUGUUGUGACCCACAAUGUGAUCGGAGGCUGGAUGCAGCUUCUCAGUGGAUUGCUUGAAAGCUGUAAAAUGAUGGGCUACCUUUCUACGCAUUUACUACUGCGCACCAAAGAGCUUCUGCAUCGUGGCCUGCUCUCAGGACAAGGCUUUCUGCGGCAGAUCUGCGAGUGUUUCAGCAUUGUGUUUAGCCUUUUGCUUUACUUUAUCAACACCAUCGUCAAUCUCCUACUCAUAGGAACUCAGAACCUGUAUGCUGUGCUGCUCAGCAUGGUCGAAGCUAUAUCCAGCCCUUUACAGAAAGCUCUUGAGCUGGCCUUGACUGCCCUUACCUUCUUCUACAGCUCCUUGGUGGGCACCUCGCUUCUACUCUGGACGCCAUGCAGACUUGCUGUGGAGCUUCUGAGCUCUCUAGGCCACCUUUUGAUCAGUGUCUUCUUGCUAAACUCUUAUGGGCUGCUGCUGACAGUAGCCAUAAUCAUAAGUGCCACCGUCUACCUGAAUCCCGCUCUGUGUCAGAGAGGAGUCCGGCGAAUAAUCGACCAUGUUAACGCAGCGCCCACUUUGCAGCGGCUCCAGAGAACACGACAGCGUUUGUACUUGCUGGAAAGACACUUGUGGCAGGGCAUAGUCUGGGUGCACAGUCGGCUUGGUCUUUGGAUGACGUUUGUAGGAAGGGGGACUCUAAGAACAGGAGAUGGGAUGGUUCAGCAAGUCAACACAGAGCAAGAGCCUAACGACGUGCCUGAAAGAGCGGAAAUGAGGGAUGACGAUGCUGUAGACGAGCCCCAGGCACUGCCGCCAGCUCCUGACCCUUCAGACCAGACGCACGCUAGUUGCAGCUCUCACAGACCCCUGCGGAAAAUGGCGUCUGAGGAGAGCUGCAAAGCCCGCCCUUCUGAGAAGCUGCUCACACUCCUUCAGGAGCAGGAGGAGAGAAAGAAGUGCGUCAUCUGCCAGGACAGCACCAAGACUGUUGUGCUUCUGCCCUGCCGCCACUUGUGCUUAUGCAGAGACUGUACCAACAUCUUGCUGCGCCAACCCAUCUACCAACACAACUGCCCACUGUGUCGCCACAUGAUCCUCCAGACCAUGGACGUAUAUCUCUGAAAAAAAUUUUUUUAAUUAACACGUCGAUGAAUCUCAGGUUAACAAAGCACGGCUAUUUUCCCCAUCGUGAGCUGCGUUAGUCAGUAAAGCUGUGCGUAAUUUCGUCGUCCGUUCCACUGUGCGGAAACUUUUGCUACUUUCGACUGUAAAUACAUAUGAAUGUUCUUUUGUAUGUUUUUUUUUUUCUUCUUCUUCUUCCCACAAUUUAGCUUUUGUAUUGAUGCACACUAAAGUUUUAUACUGGAUUGUUGAAUACAUGAUUGUAAGUUUUACUUGGGAGUUAGAACUGCAAAGAUUAUAUCAUUUUAUUGCAAUCCAAAACAAUGUAUGCACUAUCCAGUGGCCUAAACGUGAGCUGUUAUUAGGCACAUAUUUUGUGAUGCAGUACUCUAGCCUUAUAAUGUGAAUGACUUGUUAUUGCCUGACUGAUUCCAUUUGUUGAACUGGUUUAUCGAUUUGCUCCGAGUGCUUUUUGCGGAACACGUUGUUCUACUAUUCCUGGAAGUCAUCUUUUUUUUUUCAGGUCUCGUGUUAAAAAUAGUUGAUAUCCGAGCUGUUUCGUUAAUCCACUUUAGACAUUGAUGUCUUGAUUUUAGUGUAAAUUUGUGUCCUUGGAUAAAUGCUGUUGAUUUGUGCGAUUAUGAAAUUCCGACAUCAGAAAUGCUAAGGCUGUCGUGUUAUUUUAUUAGACAAGAUCAUAUUAAAGUCUUAAGAAACACAUUCCUGAUGAAAGACUUAAGCAAAUGAGUCUUGACCAAAUCAAUCCUGAACCAGAUUAUGUUUUUCGUCAGUUAUACAAUAAAUACAGUCUGCAUAUUUACUAUUUAAAACUGAAACAGAAUAUAAUCAGGGACAUAUCCCAAGCUUUAACACCAAUGUUCUGUGUUUACACAUGCUUACAGUAUUACGCCAUUAUUGCUAUCAUUGUUGAGUGUGAUUCACUGCAUUCUGUUGUUGUGGGCAGAGUAACCAACCAGACAUUAACCAAAUACGGAAGGUUAAACUGUGGUCUGUCAAUUUUUUUAAAAAAUCCAGUUCAGGUUAGUGUAUGCAGUUUUCUUUUCUUCAUUAGAUGUGUGUGCAAUUGACUGUGAUGGAGACUGGGGCCACCACAGAAGAAGACUUUAACUAGUAAGAUGCUUAAUAAAGUGACAAGUUACGUGGUGUUCAAA